GGGGCGGGGCGCGCGGCCGGGAGGUUGGGCGCGCAGGGCGGCGGCAGUGUAGACUGCACCAUGUCGUACCCUGGCGCGGGCGGCGGGUACUACCCAGGCGGGUACGGAGGGGCUCCUGGAGGGCCAACAUUUCCCGGACAAACCCAGGAUCCGCUGUAUGGUUACUUUGCAGCUGUAGCUGGACAGGAUGGGCAAAUAGAUGCUGAUGAACUGCAGAGAUGUCUGACACAGUCUGGCAUUGCAGGUGGAUACAAACCUUUUAACCUGGAGACUUGUCGGCUUAUGGUUUCAAUGCUGGAUAGAGAUAUGUCUGGCACAAUGGGUUUCAAUGAAUUUAAAGAACUCUGGUCUGUACUGAAUGGCUGGAGACAACACUUCAUCAGUUUUGACAGCGAUAGGAGUGGAACAGUGGAUCCUCAAGAAUUGCAGAAGGCCCUGACAACUUCAGGAUUUAGGUUGAGUCCCCAGGCUGUGAAUUCAAUUGCAAAACGAUACAGCACAAAUGGAAAGAUUACCUUCGAUGACUACAUUGCCUGCUGUGUCAAACUGAGGGCUCUCACAGACAGCUUUCGAAGACGGGAUACUUCUCAGCAAGGUGUUGUGAAUUUCCCAUAUGAUGAUUUCAUUCAGUGUGUCAUGAGUGUUUAAAUCAAGAAGCUGCGUGAAUAUAAUCGACAUUCCAACUGGAGUUCUUCACCCUUACUUUGCCUUCAGUAAUGUGUGUAAACUUGCAUUGCCACUUUCCCUUAACAGCUAGUGUAAAGGUUUAUUACUUUAUGUACUGAAAUUUUGUUUUUAGUUUUGAUAAUAAAUUCUUUGGAACUUUAAUAAUAUAAAAUCAAUGGUCUUUUACACCAUUUAGAACUUCCUUGAGCCAUGAUCAAUCAAUCAUGCCUCAUUUUCUUGCUAACCCUAUUUUAUGUAAAUUUAAGUAUGCAAAAUGUUUAAGGCACAUUAUUUUUGACUAUGAGAUACUAAUAGAAACUUUGAAUCAGACUACAGCUGUUAUAUUUUGUCUCUUGGAGGGGUUUAAUGUGGUAUUAAAGGUUUUAUGUGUCAAGUAUCCUUAUACAAAUGAUUUAGACUCACUUAGAUGAAAAAAAUUGGUAAUCUCUGUCAGGCUUCACCUUAGUAGAAAUUUAGCACAAGCUUUAAGACUUACAGGUAUUUUAAUGGCCUUAUGAAUGAAUAAGGGAAUGCAAAUAAUUAUUUUCUGCCUCUUUAAAAGUCUAUUGAAUAAUUUGAGUGGCAGAUAACUGUCACCGAGGCCCUCUUUGUCACCAUCCAUUUAAAUCUUUAUACUUACAAAUUUUGUACAUUAUAAACUUAACUAUAUAAAAACGAUUAGUAAGAAAAGACUAAGGGAAUAUAUAAAAUAUUAACUAUGGUUAUUUUUGGCUAAUGGUAUUCUAGGUGACUUUAAUUGCCUUCUAUAUAUUUCAGUAUUUUCCAAAUUUUCUUUAAUGUGUAUGUUUUCCUUUUAAAAUUAAGAUGUUAAUUUUAAAAAUAUUGAUACAUUUUGAUAUGCCAUAUGUUCACAAAUUUUAAAAUAUACACAUCAGGAAGACCGGAAAGAGUGUACCAAAAUGUUGAUGUAGCUACCACUGGGAGUCAGGAUCAUGAGUCCAUUUUCUCCCUUCCUACUACUUUUCCAAAUAUCCUUUCAUAAGGCAGGGAUUACAUUUGUAAUGAAAAAAUUUUUAAAAAGUUUAAGCCAUGGGUUUUCCAGUAAGGUCUGGAUUCUAAUGCUGACUGUGACCCCGAAUAUAUGGUUUGGUCAUUGUGGAUAACCACAAGAGUCUCAGUGUCUCCAUCUUUGAAAAGGAGAUGAUACCUCUUGGGGUAGUUCUGAAUUUGAAAAAGUGUGUCGAUAUGACAAGCACCAAAAAUGUUUCAAAACUGGCCUGUUUUUUUUUGUUUUGUUUUUACAGAGUUUAACAGAUAAAAUUAGUCUGUUUUCUCCUUGCUAGCAGAGUGUCUUCCUUAUUCUAGGGCACAAUGUGAGUUUUACCAUUCAUCUGAACAAUUAGUUGUCAACCAAUGAAAAUAAAACAUUUUUAGCCUCAUUUCACUAAUAUACUUUUUUUCAAAUAUUGCUAAAAUAUUCAAUAUUUAUUCAACGCUAACAUAUAAUUAUGUAGCUAUGCCCAGGUUACGUAUCAGCAUGUGAAGCAGCCUGCUGUAUAUUACACUGUGACUCUAGGUUUCAUACCUGUAUAUUGUCUGUGAGGCCACAAAGCUUUGCUUGAGCCUGAGCUGUCCAGAAGUGGACCCACAAGGGGCUCAGAGGAUCAGGUAGCAGAGAGCUCACCUUCAGAGUCCCAGCACCUGCUAUUCGUUUCAACACACCAGGAUCCUCUGAGGAAAUCAUAAUUUAAGGAAAUGGCAAUUUCUUGCAUGAGGGUAAGUGGUAGGGAAGAAGGCCCUUGCUGACCCAAGGUUAUGGGUCAUAUUUGAACCAUCCUAAUGCUCUGGUAAGUCCCAAGGUGUGCUGCAUCAGUCAUCGUUCUGAAUUUGCUUUUGGGUAAGUGCUAAAGUAUUAUGACAAAACCAUGCCUCUCAAAUCAUUCAGUUAAUUCAAUUUAAUUAUUGAGCCCUUGGAAGAAACCUCCCUACCUCCUCCACUUCUGCUUUCAGUUUCUUUCCAAAAGCAUGAAGCAUAGUCUUCAGUAGGUUCCAGCAAUUAGUUUCCUUCCCCUUGACAAAUUUAACGUACCCAUCCCCUUUAAUUACAGCCAAAGUCUUCCUUACAAGUGAAUCUCAUGUUGCCUUAUUUCUAUUUCAUGCCAGGUUCUGUGUUUCAUUCAUCGUAUACUUCUAGUGCAGCCUUGCUGGCUACUUUAAAACUGUUUCCUGGUCUGUUUAUUUUUUCUUAAAGAUUCUAGUUGGAGCAUGGUAAAGCUGUGAGCUCAAACUUGAAUACUUCAGUGAUUUAUAACACAUUUCAUGGGCUUCUGUAGGAAUGUGGCUGCUAGAGGCCUGGUGCUUCCUGGGGACAGCUGGCAUAUGUUUGUAUCACAACAGUCCUAUUAAAGUUCUCCCCCCUAUUGAGCCAAAUUGGAGUUUAGACUGUACUUCAGCGCAUGUUCCAGGGGUGGGUACCAUCAGUCCAUGAGAUGUCACGUGAACUAAAACGUCUGCUGUGAACUAGACUUUGCUUUGGCACAACUGAGUGUACUCCUAUUUCAGUGUUCAUUUAAGUCAAUUAUAUGCCUAAAAUCUUAUAAAUACAAGAAAUGGAGCUAUAUGUAAUCACUAUAAGCUUUUUAAAUCUCAUAAUAAAUGUACAAACCUGUUGUCAA
Messenger RNA from Microcebus murinus (gray mouse lemur), 3302 nucleotides. The record is from RefSeq and is a predicted model, not a curated record. Lineage: Eukaryota; Metazoa; Chordata; Mammalia; Primates; Cheirogaleidae.